AUGGCGCAGGCCAGCCCUGAUCACCGGGAUCCAAUGGCGAUGACGGUGGCGGAGCUGGAGGCAGCCAUCGCCGCCCUGCCCGGCAAGCGGGACGCCCUGCGGGAGGCGUUCGACCGCCUCGCCGCCUGCUCCCCCUCGCCGCUCUCCUUCGCCUGGGAGGACCUCGACGGCCACAUCUCCUCGCUCCAGUCGUCAAUCGCGCUGCGGUUUCGCCAGCUCCGUGUGCUCGAGGCCGCCGGCGCUGCACCCGCUGCUGCCGCGUUGGGUGGAACUCGCGGCGAUGGGAAGGGAGAAAACCAGGAGGAGGAGUUGGAGGAGGACGAAGAAGAGGAGGAGGUGGUGGAAGUGGAGGAGGAGGUCGCGGUGGAUGUGGAGGAGGAGGAGGAGAAGAAGGCCGAUGAGGAGAUACAGGAAGCCCACAGCGAUAAGAUUUGCAAUUAUGAAAAGGAUGGGAAGCAGGCCAGAGACGUGGAAGUGGAGGAGAAGGUAGCGGAGCUGGAGAAGGCCGAUGAGGAGAUGCACGAAGCCAAUAGCAAUAAGAUUCGCAAUGAUGAAAAGGAUACGAAGGAGACCAGAGAGGUGGAAGUGGAGGAGGUGGUGGCAGAGCUGGAGCAGAAGGCCGAUGAGGAGAUGCAAGAAGCCGGCUACGAUAAAAUUUGCAAUGAUGAAAAGGACAGGAAGGGGGCCAGAGAAGAGGUAGUGGAGGAAGAGGAAGUUGAGGAGGCAGCCAACGUCAAGAUUGGCAAUGAGAUAAAGGAUGAGAAGGAGGCAAGGGAGGAGGAGCAGGCCAGUAAGGUGAACGAGCAGGAUCCUGACAAGGAGAUUCAGGUGGUUGAUAAUGAUAAGGGCGGGCUGAAUACCAAAGAUGCUUUGAAGGCUUCUCAGGACAAGGAGGAGGAGGAUCAGGAUACCAAUAUGGAUGAGACAGCGGCCAAGAUGGCGUCUUCAGUGCAGCACAAGGAGGUGGAGACUUGCGACAAGAAGCAAGAGCAGGACGUUCAUGAGAAGGUGGAAGGUGCCAAAAAUGUUACGGACCAGGUGUCUUCAGACCGGGGCAAUCGGGCUGUUCCAUGUAGAUCUGACGAUCGCACUGUAGCAUGCACAAACAUGGAUGCACAGAGGUUGGUCGAGCUCAUAUGCACCAACACCGAAUUCAAUUCAGAGUUUCAUGCUGCAGUUCGCCGUGCUCCAGAUGCUGCAGCACUGGCUCUUCAUGUAAUUGAGCUAUUCCUACACAACAAGAUAUUUGUUAAGACCAGGAAGGUCUGGGCAAGCUGUGUUGGGCUAGUUCAAAUGGUACCUGUAGUUGUUACCAAGCCUUCUGCCGACACGAUUGAGCAGGCCAAGCGGGUGGCUAAGGAUUGGAAGGAGAUGAUUGACAAUCCAGAGAGUUGCAAUGUCGUUGGCAGCCUAGCCUCGUGGGGCCUCCUUAACUUCCUUAUCUCCUAUAAAAUUGUAACUGAGUUUGAUACGAAGGAGAUCUUCUGUCUCUUUGGUAACAUCUCGUUAAAACAGAAGAAGAAAUCUACCAUGCUCUUAAAGGGUCUUGGGCUCGGCAAUAGAAUCCCAGAGUUAAUGGACUAUUUGAUCGGAAAUGGGCAGCAAAUGGAUGUUUUACGUUUGGCAUGCAUUUUUAAUAUGGUGGACAAGUAUCCUCCACUUUCUCUUCUGAAGGGAUAUGUCGAAAAGGCAAAACAGACUGCUAUGGAGAUAUCUCAAAAGAAUAUGACACGCCAGUUGAGGGCGGUUAUAAUAAAGGAGCUUGAUAAUCUAAGAAGUGCAAAAGUUUUGGCUAAGAAGGAAAUCACCAACUCCAACCUCUGUACCAGUAUCAGGGAAGAAAUCAACAUUUUGUUAGGUGAGCUUGAAAAAAAGAAGCGGAGUUUAGCAGAUCCCUUGACAGCCUCAACUUCAAAUUCACAGCAGCAACAAACAAAGAGUAAGAAGAAGCUCAAGAUAGAGCAGGAGCAGGAGCAUCACAAGGGACAAGAAAACCAGAUGCGAGGGCAACGGAGUGAGCUGGCAGAGAAGCCGGAGAAAAAACAAAGGAAGCCUCAACAGGAGCAGCAACAGAAACAAGAAGAUAAGCUGGAAGAGAAGAAACAGAAGCAAGAAGAUAAGCUGGAAGAGAAGAAACAGAAGCAAGAAGAUAAGCCGGAAGAGAAGAAACGGAAACAAGAAGAUAAGCCAGAAGAGAAGCAGCAACAGAACAAACAGAAACAUCAGAAACGGCUGAGGCAACGCACUCACCAGCCACCAACACAGGGUUAUCCUGCAAUGUGGAACGCGGCACUGAGAGGCGACUUGGAGCGUCCACCAUAUGCCGCAAUGCAUGGAGUCCAUCAUGGUUACCCUGCCCAGCCAGGCUGGCCUGGAGUUCAUGGUGCAUCGCCGUUCAUGCCACAACUUGGAGCACCUGACUUGGAGCGUCCACCAUAUGCCGCAAUGCAUGGAGUCCAUCAUAGUUACCCUGCCCAGCCAGGCUGGCCUGGAGUUCAUGGUGCAUCGUCGUUCAUGCCACAACUUGGGGCACCUGAGUACAUAGGACCCUUUACACCCUUGUACCCUCGUCCGCAGUUCUAUCCCAGGUAG
Messenger RNA from Miscanthus lutarioriparius, 2592 nucleotides. The record is from the annotation of a GenBank genome assembly. NCBI's taxonomy places the organism in Eukaryota, Viridiplantae, Streptophyta, Magnoliopsida, Poales, Poaceae.